Eruca vesicaria subsp. sativa (arugula) is the source of this 1937-nucleotide messenger RNA. NCBI's taxonomy places the organism in Eukaryota, Viridiplantae, Streptophyta, Magnoliopsida, Brassicales, Brassicaceae. The record is from the annotation of a GenBank genome assembly.
UGAAAACCCUAAUUUCUCACAUCUGUAAAUCAAUUUCUCCCUAAACUUAACCCACCCGUAGAAAAAAAAAAUCCAAAAUUUCUGUUGGUAAUUAUGAGUGUUUUAGGAGAAAUUCAUCCGAAAUUAAGGUUCCGCCAUGGAAGCUUCGAUCUUUCUCUUCACUAAGUUCACUUGUUCUCACUUUGAAAGACUUCGUCUUUCUUCUGAAUCUUACUUCCUCUGGAUCUCUUUUCUCUUUCUUUCUCUUGUCCGUACUUCAAAAAGUCAGAAGCUUGAACCUGUCGUGAUCAGCAAGAUUCGAGUGUAUUCUUAAGCUUCUCCUAAACUGUCGGAAUCUCUCCUUACAGAAUGGAGGAGAGAGAAGGAACCAACAACAGCAACAACAUCAUAAGCAGCAGCUUUGGUCUGAACCAACAUGUAGCUCCACCUCCUCCUCCUCCUACUGGUGGUGCCUACCACAUGGACCCACCACGGUCCGAAAACCCUAACCCUUUUCCUGUCGGCGGAUUACCCAACACCGCAUCUGCAUCUGCCUCCGCCGUGCCGGCUAAAGCUUCAGAGAAUGCCGCUCCUCCUUUCAGCUUAACAAUGCCGGUGGAGAAUUCGUCUUCUGAGCAAAAGAAGAAGAGAGGGAGACCGAGAAAGUAUAAUCCCGACGGUUCACUCGCUGUUACACUUUCUCCGAUGCCUAUCUCCUCCUCCGUUCCAUUGACGACGGAUUUUGCUUCCCGGAAACGAGGACGAGGGCGCGGUAGAGGAAGAGGACGAGGUCGAGGACGUAUAGAGCCGCCCAUCAGCAUCAACAACAACAGCUGGGUGAAGAAUCCUCAGAUGUUCGAAUUCGACAACAAUUCUCCUGUUGUGGGAACUGCUGGAGUUGUUAGCAGUGCAAGCUUUACCCCUCAUGUGCUCACAGUAAAUGCCGGCGAGGAUGUGACGAUGAAGAUUAUGACAUUCUCUCAACAAAGCUCUCGUUCUGUCUGCAUUCUUUCAGCGAACGGUCCCAUUUCCAAUGUUACACUUCGUCAGUCUAUGACAUCUGGUGGUACCCUCACUUAUGAGGGUCAUUUUGAGAUUCUUUCUCUGACGGGUUCGUUUAUACCAAGCGAGAGUGGAGGGACCCGAAGCAGAGCUGGAGGGAUGAGUGUGUCUCUUGCAGGACCUGAUGGUCGUGUCUUUGGUGGUGGACUCGCCGGUCUCUUUAUAGCCGCUGGUCCUGUUCAGGUAGUGGUAGGGCGUUUUGUAGCGGGUCAAGAAGAGUCACAGCAGCAGCAGCAGCAGCAGAUGAAGAAGCAAAGAGGAGAAAGAUUUGGGAUCCCUACUACAACACAAGCUUCUAACAUCUCAUUCGGUGGUGGCUCAGCGGAAGAUCCAAAGGCUAGAUAUGGGAUCAACAAGCCUGUUGUUAUUCAGGCACCACCAGUGUCCGCACCACCUGUAUCAUUUUCGCAUGAGCCUCAGCCAAGCACUAACGCUGUCCAAGGUUACUACACAAACAACACUGCCGAACAAAUCAGGGAUCUCUUCUCUUCUCUCCCCGGAGAAGAUGACGAAGAGAAUUUAGAGGGUGAAGAUGAAGAUGAUGAAGAAUUUGGAGACCAUAGCGAAUCUGACACCGAGGUUCCAAAUUGAGUGAGUGAAUGAGACAUGGAUCGUUCUUGAUCUUGACCUCCUUCGUUUUUCUUCUUUGGUGCCUGAAGGUUCUUUAGAGUGAUGGUUUUUUUCUCCAGUUUUAGUUGUUUUACUAAAAAGAGAUGCUCACUAAAGAGUUAGGGUUGUUGAAGGAUGUAAUCCUUAGGGUUCUGACUUGUUUUCGUUGUGUCCCGAAGUGGUUGUUGUAGAAGUGCAAAACUUUAAUGUGUGUGCAAACUCUCUCAUUUAAUUUACUCUUCAGUGACUUAUUUUGAAACUCAAACGGCGUUUUUGUUCGUCUUCGG